CCAAAAAAUUUUAAGAAAAAAACCAAAAAAGUGAAAAAAUAAAACAACAACAAACCCGUCACAUUUUUUUAUAAUAAAUGACCGGUGGCAAGUCAUUACUGUAUUCGUCGUAUUUAUGUGUUAAUGAUUGACGAUCAUUAAUCGUUCUCGUCUGUGUCGUCGACGUCGUCAAAGUCAUCGCCAGCGCGUAAACGCCGCCUUGAAAUUGCAUUAGCCAUUAUUCUCUUACAACGCGUUGUCGUCGCCGUCAACUUUAUUCAAACGUUUGUGUUUUGUGUUUUCGUUUAUUUUGGAAAAACAAAAACAUAAAAUUGUAAAUUGACGGAACGAGCGGAGAGCAAGAGCAUCAAAACCAAGAAAAAAACUUAUAUAUAUCAACAACAGCCAUCUAAAGUGGAUUGUGUGUAAACAAGCGCAAAUAAAAGCAAAAUGAUAAUUUAAAUUGUGCAAAGGAUAAAUCAAAAUAAUAACACCCUAAAAUAUCAACACAUAUUCAUCACCUCUACAUAUAUAUAUAUAUAUCGUCAUCGCUGUAUUUGUUUUUGUGUGGAAAUUAAUUUUUUAUCGAAUAAAUCGUACGCAUGUUGUCGCCAAUGUCAGCAGCAACAUUAAGAACAUUUUUAACAAACUCUAGAACUAUAUCAACAGCACCAACAACGACCCUAACAUCAAAAUCUAUACAAAUGAACUUUAAUCAAAAAUUUUUAAAAUUUGAUUAAAACUUGAAAUUAAUUUUCUAUACAUCCCCUUAACCUCUCCCCAUCCACGAAAGAGCAGAUUCAAAAAGGGAGCACUACUCAGCAAGUUUUCCGUGUGAUUGCAAAAUUGGUUUUCUACUCCUGGAACGCUAUUUGCACCCAACCAAUCCAGCACACAUACCAUCUCUCUCUUCAUAUCUUGUGCGACAACAAAAAUAACACGUCCACCAUAACUUAUCCCAGAAAUCUAUCCAACUAUGAAUUUAUAUCAUAAUCCAAACAACGAUGAUGAAUGUGACAAUUCAAUAUCAUCUCAAUGUGAAAUCAACACCGAAAAUGUCACUUCCAACACCGCCGUUGCCGUCACCACCACCACCAACAGCUUCUCCACAAUUCCCUCACACAUUUGGCAAUGCGAAGAUGAGCAACUGACAACAGCAACAAAUGUGAAUUUCCAAAAUGGCAAACUAUCAUCACAGAGUCAGGCGUUGAAACGACAAGCCAAAACUGCCAGUAUGAGUUGGGCUCUGUCCUCGUCGUCAUCAUCGCCAUCAUCAUCAAUGACAGAGGGGGAUGUGACACCACACAAUGGCAAUGCUGGUGAUGCUGCUUCGACAGUUUCUCGUAAAUUGUAUCACAGUAAUACCUGCCCGGAAGAAAAGAAAUUGCCAGUGAAUCGAGCAGCCACAGCAGCAUCGGCUACAACAGCAUCAUAUAUCCAUCAAACCCAAAAGUGGCGCGAAAGACCCCGGGGGCGAUAUCCAGCAACCAGUAAGCGUAAGAGCAACAGCAGUAGCAUCUGCAGCAGCCCAUCGAAACCAGUGAUAUGGAAUCUAUUCAAUUUUGGCAAAAUGCACCACCACUUGCAUCGUCGACCACAGCCAACCACCACCACACUCACACAAUUGUGUAAAUAUUUCCUAGUGAUGUUAGUUAUAUUGCCCAGCGUAUUGGCUGUGCCCAGCCUUGAGCUACAGCAGCAGCAACAACCUAAUGCAUUGCCUUCCAGUCAAGGUAAAUUUGUAAAGACCAACAAUGGAGCCACCACCUCAACCACCGGUAAUAAAGCAACAACGACAUCAACAGCAGCGGCAGGGGCAGCAGCAAUUAGUCAACAUGUAAAUAGUAGCAAUAAUCAGCAGAAUAGCAACAGCAACAACAACAACAAUAGUGACAACGACCUGUACAUAACCGCAAAUGCUGUGAAUGCUACCAAUUCGGCUGUUAAGAUAAUCCUAAAUGAUUAUAGCGAUGCCUUCUCACAAAUUAUCAAUAAUGAAAACGAACAACAGCAGCAGCAACGACAUCAACAGCUGCACUCUGGCCAUCAGAAUUCCACAAGUCCCGAUGAUUAUUUAUUCGAUUUUCAUGACGAUUUGUUGGACAGUUUCCGUGGCACCCACAGUCUGCCCCGCCAGCCCAUGUAUACGAAUGAAUUUGCUGUGCAUAUUCCCGCCGGACCCGAAAUGGCCGAUAUAAUUGCAAAUAAAUACGGUUUUACCAAUAUGGGUCAGAUUGGUGCUCUAAAAGAUUAUUAUCUCUUCCAUCAUAAACGUGUCUCAAAGCGAUCCCUUAGAACCAGUGAUGAACACCAUAAAGCCUUAAAUUCGGAGCCAGAGGUCCGAUGGAUACAACAGCAGCAUGAAAAAAUUCGCCACAAACGUGAUGGUUCCUAUUCCUCUCUGCCCGGUUACAGUCCCUACGAUAUUCUGCGUCAAACCACGGCCUUUGGUGGUCUACCCUCGCUGCAUGUUAUGUCUGGUCCGGACACCUCAUAUCGUAACGGUUUAACUCGUGCUCCACGCAUACAAUAUCGUGAUGCUGGACCACACACGAUUUUUCCCGAUCCUUUGUUCAAGGAACAAUGGUAUUUGAAUGGUGGCGCCAAAGACGGCUUGGAUAUGAAUAUUGGACCCGCUUGGCAAAAAGGUUAUACGGGCAAGGGUGUUGUCGUCUCCAUAUUGGACGAUGGCAUACAGAAAAAUCAUCCUGACCUUGCACAAAACUAUGAUCCAGAUGCAUCAUUUGACAUUAACGGCAAUGAUUCGGAUCCAACACCGCAAGAUAAUGGCGAUAACAAGCAUGGCACCAGAUGUGCUGGUGAAGUGGCCGGUGUGGCUUUCAAUAAUUACUGUGGUGUAGGUGUUGCCUACAAUGCCAGUAUUGGUGGUGUUCGUAUGUUGGAUGGCAAAGUGAAUGAUGUUGUCGAAGCGCAAGCUCUAAGUUUAAAUCCAUCGCAUAUUGAUAUUUACAGUGCUUCAUGGGGUCCAGAAGAUGAUGGCUCCACAGUUGAUGGUCCCGGUCCCCUGGCUCGCCGUGCCUUCAUUUAUGGUGUGACCAGCGGUCGUCAAGGUAAAGGCUCCAUUUUUGUAUGGGCUUCUGGCAAUGGUGGUCGUUAUACCGAUUCCUGCAACUGUGAUGGUUAUACCAACUCGAUUUUCACUCUGUCCAUUUCCAGUGCUACACAAGGAGGCUUCAAACCCUGGUAUUUGGAAGAAUGCUCUUCUACCCUCGCCACCACUUACAGUUCAGGAACUCCGGGUCACGACAAGAGCGUUGCCACCGUUGAUAUGGACGGUCGCCUGAGACCCGAUCAUAUUUGUACCGUGGAACAUACCGGCACAUCAGCUUCUGCCCCCUUAGCCGCUGGUAUUUGCGCCUUGGCUUUGGAAGCCAAUCCCAAUUUGACUUGGCGUGAUAUGCAGUAUUUGGUUGUCUACACAUCCCGACCGGCUCCAUUGGAAAAAGAGUCUGGUUGGAUGUUGAAUGGUGUUAAACGCAAGUACUCCCACAAGUUUGGUUAUGGUCUUAUGGAUGCUGGAGCUAUGGUCUCAUUGGCUGAACAAUGGACCACAGUGCCGCCUCAACAUAUUUGCAAGUCAAGAGAGAAUAAUGAAGAUCGGAAAAUUGAGGGGACCUAUGGUUAUACUUUGGCUACCCAUAUGGAUGUAAAUGGCUGUGCGGGAACGAUUAAUGAAGUUCGCUAUUUGGAACAUGUACAGUGUCGCAUUACACUGCGUUUCUUCCCUCGUGGUAAUUUACGUAUCCUGCUCACCUCGCCCAUGGGCACCACGAGUACUUUGCUGUUUGAGCGACCACGUGAUAUAAUCAAAUCGAACUUUGAUGACUGGCCAUUCUUGAGUGUUCAUUUCUGGGGUGAAAAGGCUGAGGGUAGAUGGACCCUGCAAAUCAUCAAUGGUGGUCGUCGUCGGGUAAAUCAACCUGGCAUCCUGUCCAAAUGGCAAUUGAUUUUCUAUGGCACAGCUGUACAGCCUAUGCGUUUGAAGAGUGAUUUGGUGUCGCAACCCAUACGUGAUCCUGUGUAUACCUUUCCAACUGAAUCGGAUUUAGGACAACCCAUAAAUACCGAUCAGUUUAGUAGUUUUUUAAAUUUCCAAAAUCUCUACACGGGAGCUGGUUCUAAUCCCGAGCAGGCCGUUACCACUGUGGAUGGCCAUAACAUACCCACACCGCAGAGACAAAAUGUCAUGGCCGAUUCUAAUAAUAAACUGGUUUUGCAUGACUGUGAUCCCGAGUGUGAUUCCCAGGGUUGCUAUGGCCGUGGACCCACCCAGUGUGUGGCCUGUAAACACUAUCGUUUGGACAACACCUGUGUCAGUCGUUGUCCCCCACGUUCAUUUCCCAACCAAGGCGGUGUCUGUUGGCCAUGUCAUGAGUCGUGUGAAACUUGUGCCGGUGCAGGCCAAGAUAGUUGUUUGACUUGUGCUCCUGCCCAUUUGCAUGUAACCGACUUGGCUGUUUGCCUGCAGGUCUGCCCCGAAGGAUAUUAUGAAAAUUAUGACAACAAAACUUGUGUUCCCUGUGAAGCUAAUUGUGGUUCAUGUCAAGAUCGUCCCGAUUAUUGUACAUCAUGUGAACAUCAUUUAGUGAUGCAUGAACAUAAAUGCUUCUCCUCGUGCCCCCUGCAUACCUACGAAACGGAGGAAUACAACUGUGCCCCAUGUCAUUCAUCUUGUGCCACAUGCAAUGGGUCCGCCGAAUCACAAUGCAUCACUUGUCGUUCCGGCCGCUUUGCCCACGAUGGUAAAUGUUUGAAUAGCUGCCCCGAUGGUUACUAUGCCGAUAAAAAACGUCAAGAAUGUGUUGCCUGUCCGACGGGCUGUGCCACAUGUACCACCAAUGGUUUUUGUCUUACAUGCCAAGACAACUGGACGCGCAAUAAAAAAGGAAAAUGUAUUAUCACUGGCAGUGAAAAUUGCGAUGAAUCUGAAUAUUACGAUAACAACCAUUGUCAUCCGUGCCAUAGUACUUGCGAGACAUGUGAUGGGCCCACCGAAUCGAAUUGCUUAAGUUGUCCCCAGAGUCUACUGCUGCAGAAUAAUCACUGUGUGAGCACUUGCGACGAUGGCUACUACAUGGAGGCCGGCGUGUGUGCAAAAUGUUUGCAUACCUGUACCCAAUGUGUGUCACGAAUGAAUUGUACGGCAUGUGCCAAAGGAUUACAGCUACAAAGUGGCGAAUGCCGCACCACCUGUGCUGAUGGCUAUUACAGUGACCGUGGCACUUGUGCCAAGUGUUAUCUCAGUUGUCAUACCUGCAGCGGACCACGACGUGAUCAAUGCGUACAAUGUCCCAGUGGCUGGCAGUUGGCGGGCGGUGAAUGUCAUCCCGAAUGUCCUGAAGGUUUCUACAAGUCAGAGUUUGGCUGUCAGAAGUGUCAUCAUUAUUGUAAAACUUGUAACGGCGCUGGACCCUUAGCCUGUACAUCAUGUCCUGCUCACUUUAUGUUGGAUGGUGGCCUUUGCAUGGAAUGUUUGGGUUCACAAUACUACGAUUCGCCAACGCAGACAUGUAAAACAUGUCAUGAGUCGUGUCGUUCAUGUACAGGUCCCGGCCAGUAUUCAUGUCAAACUUGUGCCUUCCCACUACAUUUGGAUCGUUUGAACAAUCAGUGUGUACCAUGUUGUGCCAAUGAUGCAUCACCGGAGGAUCAGUCAUGUUGUCACUGUGACAAGGAUACAGGUGGUUGCAUCAAUGCCUCUCCCGCUGGCAAACGUCGCAUUGCCGCCGCUGCUGAACAGCAACAAUUUGGCAGUUCGUACGGCAACAGUGGUGGUCUCUAUGGUAACCUGUUAGACGAUUCGGAUGGAUCAACAGGUGUUGGUGGUUUAUUCUCACGUGUCGGUUCACCUUUAACAACUAUCACAGCAAUUGCGGUUGCCGCCUGUCUUCUCAUUGUUACAGUAUUUGCUGUCAUUUUUGCCGUCUUACAGCGUUCAAGCAAUCAGGCGGCAGCACGUAAAACUAUACGCUAUAACAAAGUACCCACCAAUAAUCGCAGAAGAAAUCGUAUAACUUCCUCUAGUACAUUACUUAAAGUCGAUGCCGAGGCCAAUAUCGAUGAUGAAGACGUCGAAGAUGAAGACGACGAAGAUGAAGCAGUGGUCGAUUAUUACGACGAAGAAGAAGAAGAUGAGGAAGAAGUCUAUGAAAGAGAUUUGCAGCAAUGCCAAACUCAAACGCCAACUCUUGCUGAAGAUGAUGAUGAUGACGGAGAUUUAGACGAUUUAGAAUUAUUUGAUAAAAAUACAAAAAUUAACAUAGAUAGAAAACAACGAAACCAGCAGCGACAAACGAUGCCGUCGUCGUCUCAGGGGGAAGAAAAUGAACUGCACACAUUUGUGAGAGUGCCCCUUAAGAAGACCUCAUCAUCAUCAUUGCGUCAAAUGUCAUCCAGUAGUUCCGAAGAUAAAACGCAAAGAACAUAGAAAUGGGCAAUACACUAAAAUGCUGCACUGAAAAUCCCAUACAAAAAACCAAGAACCUGUGAAAACAAAACAAGCAAAAUAAGAAAAUCAUAAAUGGAAGAAAAUUGAUUAAUUGUAAAUUUUGUAAAAAGAAAAUUGUACCUUAUUAUAUAAAUGAAAAAAAAAAAACGAAAACAAAAAAAAACAAACAACAAAACAGAAAAUCUACAAAAAAACUAAUAUUAAUACGGAAAUUGAAAAAUUAAUUGUAACAGCUCUAAGCUUAAAAAAUUAAUAUAGAAUAAUUAAUAAUUUGAUUUUUUUUGUUUCUUUUUUUAAUAAAUAAAUAAAUUAGCUAAUAAUCGGUAUAAUAACAAUAAUAAUUAAUAGAGCAUUCAAUUUAAUUUUUUUUGUCCACUUGAAUUUUAUAACACAAACAUGAAUAUAAUUGUUUUUGCAAAUCUCAAUUAUUUUCAAGAAUCUAAACAUAAAAUUUUAUUUUUUUGUUUAUUACACAUUUUAUUAUUUGAUUACAAAAAAAAUGAUUUUAAUAUUUCCGAAAACUUUUUGAUGUCUUUUUUAUUAUUGUUUUACAUGCAAUUUUUUUGUUUAAUGUAGUAAAAUGUUUCCUUUGCUUUGAAUAGUGUCUUAUUUUAUGUAUACAUAUGUUGAAAAAAAUUGUUUUUUGUUUAUUUUAUAAAUUCCCCUCUAUUUGUCAAUGUUCGAACACGAUAGCCACACCCAUACACAAACAAACAGCAAAUAUCAUAAAAGGGAAACAAUUAUAUAUUUUUUUCUAAUUUAUAAAACAUUUUUCAACAAGCACCCUUGAGGGGUCUUAUUAUGUUAUUUCUAUCACACACACAUUUAUUUGUAGAAUUUAAUUACUGAUGUAUCUCUUUAUAUAAAAACAAAACUCGAAUAAAAAUUAUAAUUGGAUGAGAUAAUCUCAAAAGAAAA
Molecule: messenger RNA, 7366 nt
Organism: Musca domestica (house fly)
Lineage: Eukaryota; Metazoa; Arthropoda; Insecta; Diptera; Muscidae
Product: furin-like protease 2
Exons: 16
Coding region: 956-6427 (1823 amino acids)
Biological process (GO): protein processing
Cellular component (GO): Golgi membrane; trans-Golgi network
Molecular function (GO): serine-type endopeptidase activity
Source: RefSeq, a predicted model, not a curated record